AUGAGGGCUUGGCUUGCCGAGCAGGAGGCUGUGGAGAAGGCGCUGCAGACCAAGGUGGGGCAGCACCCGCAGGAGAUUGGAUCCUUGCGGGAGAAGCAGGAGGCCGCGCGGCUCCGCGGUGUCGAAGCCAAAGUCGCCGCGGCUGAGGCGAGGCAGAGGGCAGAGGAGUCCAGGAGUGUCAUCCCCUUGUACAAGAAGCAGCGGGAGGAGAUCUUGGAAGAGAUCCGCGAUGUCAUCAUACAGGACGACCUGGCGAAGCAGGAACUUGAGAAGGUUCAGGGGACUCUCCUUGCAAAGCAGCACAAGGACUUGACCUUGAACUUCACCAGCUCUGGCGUGAGGCUUGGAGGUAGUUAA
Symbiodinium sp. CCMP2592 is the source of this 357-nucleotide messenger RNA. The record is from the annotation of a GenBank genome assembly. Lineage: Eukaryota; Dinophyceae; Suessiales; Symbiodiniaceae.